AAGUUUAACUGUUCCGCUUCCCUCCUCUAGACUCUCUCUGUCUCUGCCUUUUUUCUUCGUUACCCUCCAAAAAAUUGCAGUCUUACGCGACGCCCUUUGUCGUUCUCUUAACCUCCGCAUCGUGGGACGCGUCAUCCUCCACCCCCACCACCUCCUACAUUUCGCUAAACCCUCUGCGAACGUUAGCCUCUUCCACGCCUUCUCAACUAUGGCCUCCUUAUCUUCUCCCCCCAGCAACUCGACCUGCGUACAAUCGGGCCGGAUCAGGGUUUUGAAGGAACGAUCGCGAGCAUCGGACGGGGCGGUGGGUCCUGUUGUGUAUUGGAUGUUCAGGGACCAAAGGAUCAGAGACAACUGGGCGUUGAUCCACGCCGUUGAUCAGGGCAACAAGGCCAAUGCACCCGUAGCUGUGGCGUUCAAUCUGUUUGAUCAGUUUCUAGGGGCGAAAGCUCGUCAGAUAGGGUUUAUGUAGGGUUUGAAACAACUGCAGGGUGAUCUCGAAGAGACCCUUCAAAUCCCAUUCCUCUUGUUUCAGGGAGAAGCUGAAAAGACUAUACCAGAUUUUUUAAGAGAAUGCGGGGCUUCCCUUUUAGUCACAGACUUCUCACCUUUACGUGAAAUUCAGAGGUGUAAAGAGGAAAUUUGCAAGAGGGUGAGUGAUUUGGUGACCAUUCACGAAGUUGAUGCCCACAACGUAGUACCUACUUGGGUGGCAUCAGAGAAGUUGGAGUAUAGCGCCAAGACCAUAAGGGGAAAAAUAAAUAAAAGGCUUCCAGAAUACCUCAUUGAUUUUCCUACUUUGCAGCCUCCAAGUAGAAAAUGGACCCGUGCAACUUUGUCGACUGAUUGGGAUGGCCUCAUUGCCAAUAUUUUGAGGAAAGGAGCAGAAGUUCCUGAAGUUGAGUGGUGUGAACCAGGGAAGGCAGCAAUGGAAGUAUUGGUGGGAAGUAAAAAUGGGUUCUUAACGAAAAGGUUGAAAGGUUAUUCAGCGGAUAGGAAUAAUCCAUUGAAACCUAGAGGGCUUUCUGGUCUCUCUCCAUACUUGCAUUUUGGGCAAAUAUCUGCGCAGCGGUGUGCUUUAGAGGCUCGCAGGGUCAGGAAAGUUUGUCCUCAGGCAGUUGAUACAUUCUUGGAGGAGUUAAUUGUGCGCCGAGAACUUGCUGAUAACUUCUGUUUCUACCAACAUCAUUAUGAUUCACUGAAAGGGGCAUGGGAAUGGGCACGUAAGACCUUGAUGGACCAUGCUUCUGACAAGCGAGAACAUAUUUACACCAGGGAACAAUUGGAAAAGGCACAAACAGCUGAUCCUCUUUGGAAUGCUUCUCAGUUGGAGAUGGUCUACCAUGGGAAGAUGCAUGGUUUUAUGCGGAUGUAUUGGGCAAAAAAGAUUCUUGAGUGGACAACAGCACCUGAAGAAGCGCUUGAAAUAUCGAUAUAUCUAAAUGACAAGUAUGAAAUAGAUGGCAGGGAUCCAAAUGGAUAUGUCGGUUGCAUGUGGUCAAUAUGUGGAGUUCAUGACCAGGGUUGGAAAGAACGUCCAGUUUUUGGGAAAAUACGGUACAUGAAUUAUGCAGGUUGCAAAAGGAAAUUUGAUGUGGAUGGAUACAUUGCUUAUACUAAAAGGCUAGUGGGUGAAACUAAGAAGAGAAAAGCAGAAAGCUUGCAGAGUCAGAAAGUGAAGGACCUCCGUAUUUAGUUUUGGGUUCGACGAUGAAGAUGAAGAUGAAGAUGAAGAGUAAUUUUGAAAGACAAAUAUGUGAAGGAAGUUAAGUUGGUAUCCCCGAGGAAGAAAGGCCGAUGAUCCAGAAACAUAGUUUAGAUGAUAGAUAGAUAGAUGGUGUUGCAAAGAUCUAUUCAUCAAACCUUUAUAUUUUGUACUGGCUACCAACUUCUUUUUUAUUUGCAA
Molecule: messenger RNA, 1906 nt
Organism: Juglans microcarpa x Juglans regia
Lineage: Eukaryota; Viridiplantae; Streptophyta; Magnoliopsida; Fagales; Juglandaceae
Product: deoxyribodipyrimidine photo-lyase
Biological process (GO): photoreactive repair
Molecular function (GO): deoxyribodipyrimidine photo-lyase activity
Source: RefSeq, a predicted model, not a curated record